This is a messenger RNA of Meloidogyne enterolobii, 1372 nucleotides long. Lineage: Eukaryota; Metazoa; Nematoda; Chromadorea; Rhabditida; Meloidogynidae. The record is from the annotation of a GenBank genome assembly.
GCAAAAUUCAUUGAUGGAACAAUUAAAAGAAAACAAACGAAUUAUUAACAGAAACAACGAUUUAACAGAAUAUUUAUUAAAAUCCAACAUCGAAAAUGAGGAAAUAAAAAAAGAAUAUCAAAAUAAUUUGGAAGAAAUUAAAAAUAAAAAUUUGGAAAUAAUUGAAGAAAAUAACCGUCUUUCAAUUAAAGUUGAUUUUUUGAGGACAAAAAUGGAAAAAUUGGAAAAAGAAAAUGAAAUUAGAUUAAAAGAAGUGAAAAAAUUGAGAAAAGAAAAUGGGGAAAUGAAUGAGGGGAAUGAGGGAUUAAUUAAAGAAAAAUUAAAUUUAGAGGAAAAAUUGAAGGGUUUAAAGGGGGAAAAUGAAAAAUUGAGAGGGGAAAAUGAAGGAAAUUUAAAAGAAAAAAAUAAAUUGGAAAAAGUUGUGCUAAAUUUAGCUGAAGAAAAGAUGGAUUUGAUUGAAGGGAAUGGGGUUAAAAUGGAAGAAAUGAAGAGGGAGAAUGAAGGGAAGUUGGGGAGAAUGAGAGAAGAAAUUCAAAAAUUAAUUAAAGAAAAUGUGAGGUUUUUGAAGGAGAGGGAGAAUUUUAAAGUUGAAAUUGCCAAAAUUAAAGAAGAGAAUAAUUUGAAUAAAGAAAGAUUAAAUACAUAUGAAAAAAGUUUCAUUGACAACUACACUAAAUUGUCUAGAGAAUUGGAAAAUUCAAUUACUGAUUUAGCAAAUUGUAAGAAAGAAGUUUUGGAUUUAAAAUUUGUGCGUUACGUAUCACAGAAAAACCGAAUUAACGAAAUUAGCGAGAAAUUAACUUGUUGUGAAAAUAAAUGUAUUAAUUCAACAAUUUCUAAUGGCACCUGCAAAGCUAAAAAAGGAUUUAUUAGAAUUUGUGAGGGAAUUUUAGUUAAAUAUUAUUUGGCUAAAGAAAAUGUUAAUAAUAAAAUUAUUUGUUUUUAUGCCCAACAUCCAUUUACAAAAGCUUGGGGUUAUUGUUGUAAUUAUUCUUUAUUUUAUUUUGAAGUUACUAUGAUAGAAGAAGCAAAGGAGCGAACUAGUUAUGUUGGAAUUGGUUUUUAUAAUAUUCCUACAAAAUUAUCCAUAAUUAACAAUUCAAAUAAUUUUUGGAAUGAUCAAAAUAACGAAGUAACCUUUCAUAAAUCCUCUUGGAAGGAUAAAGAUGUUUUUGGUUGUGGGGUUGUUUUUCCCUCUUGGAAAGAUAAAACAGGAUUGCCUUAUAUAUUUUUUACUAAAAAUGGGAGUAGAAUUGGUGAGGGUUUUUUAUUUAAUCUGAGGGAAUAAUUGUAAAUUACAUACUUAAAUUUGUAGACUUGUUUUGGAAUUACCUCAAGGGUUUCUGUUAUGUAACUAACUUUGUGAUGGAGC